This is a messenger RNA of Leptidea sinapis, 910 nucleotides long. It is a transcript of the gene Mlc1, whose product is annotated as myosin light chain alkali. Gene Ontology annotation, molecular function: calcium ion binding. The record is from RefSeq and is a predicted model, not a curated record. The transcript has 7 exons. Gene Ontology annotation, cellular component: muscle myosin complex. NCBI's taxonomy places the organism in Eukaryota, Metazoa, Arthropoda, Insecta, Lepidoptera, Pieridae. The coding region runs from base 139 to 591 and encodes 150 amino acids.
UGGGCUCAAUCUCAAAUAUCCAUAGGCGAGCGCCACCUCAGUGAGUUAAAACAGUGAGGCAAAAUAUUCCCGAGCCCCACUUCUUGUCGGAACGUCUGCCAGUGAAGACCGGGAGGGAACCAACUAACACCACACAAAAUGAGCGACCUCAGCAAAAACGACAUCGAAAGGGCAUCUUUCGCCUUCUCCAUCUACGAUUUUGACGGAAGCGGCAAAAUCGACGCCUUCAACCUUGGAGAUGUGCUGAGGGCACUCAACUCCAACCCCACAUUGGCAACCAUCGAGAAACUCGGUGGCACAAAGAAGAAGGGCGAGAAGCAACUCUCGGUUGAGGAGUUCCUUCCCAUCUACGCGCAGUGCAAGAAAGACAAGGACCAAGGCUGCUACGAAGAUUUCUUAGAAUGUUUGAAACUGUACGACAAGAGUGAAAAUGGUCUGAUGCUUGGUGCUGAGCUCACACACACACUUCUUGCCCUAGGUGAAAAACUUUCCGACGAGGAAGCAGCAGAAAUCACAAAGGACUGCAUGGAUGCCGAAGAUGAGGAUGGCAUGAUCCCUUAUGCAUCAUUCCUGAAAAAGGUGAUGGCGUAAGGACCGUACUUGUCGUCUCUUUAGUUAUAAGAUCCUUUCCUUAAAAAAGUGGUUGCUGGUUGGAAGCCUGAAGGUGCGGCAGAAGCGGCGCCUGCGCAGGGUUAAGCUCAUCUAUGACGACCAACCCGAGACAACAAUUACCGUACUCAACACCAUUACAUACGGACAAUCCUUUUUUAUACGUCAAAAUAUUCUGUAAAAGAUCCAUCAAUGUACAUAAUUAACAUUAAAUAUCAAGAACUGUUAAACAUUGUACGUCUUAUAAUUUAUUAUUUAUUAAGUUUAUAAUUACAAAAUAAAAAAAACAUAAAAAACCAAA